Molecule: messenger RNA, 1220 nt
Organism: Mytilinidion resinicola
Lineage: Eukaryota; Fungi; Ascomycota; Dothideomycetes; Mytilinidiales; Mytilinidiaceae
Product: F-actin capping protein beta subunit
Exons: 8
Coding region: 18-878 (286 amino acids)
Biological process (GO): cell morphogenesis; actin cytoskeleton organization; barbed-end actin filament capping
Cellular component (GO): actin cortical patch; cytoplasm; F-actin capping protein complex
Molecular function (GO): actin filament binding
Source: RefSeq, a predicted model, not a curated record
GCCCACUUCGAGUGACGAUGCUCCACACGCCGUGGCAUCUAUCCUCCGCCCGCUUCUCCCUCGACACCAUGGCCUCCGCAGACCCUCUCGACAGCGCUCUCGACCUGCUCCGCCGCCUUAACCCCAAAGACGUCAAGCAAAACGUCGACUACCUCUGCCAACUCGCUCCCGCUCUGACGGAAGAACUCCUCGAAUCCGUCGAUAUCCCGCUUGCGGUCAAGCAAUGCCUCAAGACGAAGCGCGACUUCCUGUGCUGCGACUACAACCGGGACGGUGAUAGCUGGCGGAGCCCGUGGAGUAAUGAGUUUCAGCCGCCGCUGGAUGAUGGGGAGGGCAUUGCGCCGAGCGAUCGGAUACGGAAGAUGGAGGUGAAGGCGAAUGAGGCGUUUGAUGUGUAUCGGGAGCUAUACUUCGAGGGCGGAAUUUCGAGCGUCUACCUUUGGGAUAUGGACGAUGGGUUUGCGGGGUGUGUUUUGCUUAAGAAGGCUGUCUCUCCCUCUCCCAAGAGCAACGGCAGCUGGGAUAGUAUCCACGUCUUCGACGCCCAGGACCGCGCCCGGACGGCCCACUACAAGCUCACCAGCACUGUCAUUCUGAGUCUCGGCAAUGAGGCGGAGAAUCUGGGCAUAAUGGAUCUGAGUGGGAACAUGGUUAGGCAGGUGGAGCAGGACAUGGCAGUUGAGGAUGAUGGGAGCCAUGUGGCUAAUAUCGGAAAGAUGGUCGAAGAUAUGGAGUUGAAGAUGCGGAACCUGCUGCAGGAGGUGUACUUCGGAAAAGCGAAGGACGUUGUCGGCGAUCUACGGAGUAUUCCACCAUUGAGCGAGACCAACAGGGACAGGGCGACACAGCGAGAAAUGAUCAACAGCAUGGCACGGUGAUUAGCGGUCUUUUUCCAUGCACAAAUACUCACGAGAUUCCAAUCCAUGGUAUGGUGGAGGGCAUACAAAACAGCUUGUUACAGUUCACCUUGGGCACUUUUUAAAUUGUUCAAUCGUGGUCACGACGUGAAGACAUGGGAUCAAUAUCUUUUCAAGGUAUUUUCGUUCCUCCAGUCGGGAAUUUCUCACCCGCAAGUGCAACCACAUCUGGACAUCCAACGCGGGUCAACAUCACGUGCUUGAGAUGUACAGGUUAGUAAUCCGCGUCAGCAACUUUUCCAAGCUUCACGCUAUUUUUAAGCUACAUAUGUGUCUUGACCAACUACUAUACAUGUACUAGGC